Molecule: messenger RNA, 792 nt
Organism: Oldenlandia corymbosa var. corymbosa
Lineage: Eukaryota; Viridiplantae; Streptophyta; Magnoliopsida; Gentianales; Rubiaceae
Source: the annotation of a GenBank genome assembly
AUGGAAAGGGGUACAGCGCAGGUAAAUAUAACUGAAGUAAUAGAUCAAUUUUCGGGUCCAAUCGGUAAGAUAAAGCAGGUUGAGAUAUUCAUGUAUAUUGUAUCAGCCAUGGUUUCCUUCCUUGUAGUUUUUGGGUCAUUAAGGCGUAGUUCCACUAAUGCAUUUCUGCGUUACUCAAUAGUGGGAGCUUUUGUCUUUUCUUUCACCUUGAUCAUCAACAUCAUUGGUCAAAUAAACUCCCCGAAUUAUAAUAUAUUUUACCCUAUAUGGGCAAUAUUUGUGGUUUUACUCUACGGAAACCCUUAUAGUAUUUCGGCAUAUAGUCUCGAAGAUAAUGAACAAUGGAAGAGAACCUAUUUCGAAGUUCUACUCCAGAUGUUCUGGUUGGGGUGGGUGGUUGGAAAGAACAUGUAUCUUUUCAAAUAUGUCGGAUUCAAUGUGACAAGUUACAUUAUGAUUUGCGCAUGUUCUUGGAAGAUAACAGAAAGAAUGGAAGCCCUUAAGUUCGCGAGCAAGGAAGGUCUCAUAACAGGAACCAAAUCUGUUGUAGAUUUCAUGAGUGACGAGCACGAAUUAGGUCCGGCGUUACAAGGUGAUCCUAAACAUACAAGAGGUUACCACUAUCUUGUGACUUGCGAGAAAAAAUCCAAUUUUGGAAUUAAUGGCUUUUCAACUCGGAAGAAGGAGGAGGCGGAUUUUCUCUACCUCAACAGUCUCUCGAGAAACAAAGGGAAUUGGUCCGUGAAGGGCUUCUCCAAAAUGUUGAAAACCACGAAAGACCAUUUCGCGUGA